Messenger RNA from Penicillium samsonianum, 2448 nucleotides. Its product is annotated as ZZ type zinc finger domain protein. Gene Ontology annotation, molecular function: zinc ion binding. The coding region runs from base 1 to 2448 and encodes 815 amino acids. Lineage: Eukaryota; Fungi; Ascomycota; Eurotiomycetes; Eurotiales; Aspergillaceae. The transcript is spliced from 4 exons. The record is from RefSeq and is a predicted model, not a curated record.
AUGACAACCCCAUCUACUACUUCUCAUUCGGGUCCAGAGCAUCUGGUUACUGUCAAAGUACUCUAUAAUGACAGUAACCGUCGCUUCAAAAUACCUCUCAAGGAGCUGAAGCCCCAGGUGUUUCCCCAGAUGCUUACCAGAUUGCUCGGGGUUCCGGCGGAUGUCAACGUCAUCCUUGAACGCUAUUCCGACAGUGCUGGUUCUUACGUUCGCUUAGACUGUGACAACAUCGCAGUCUACAAACAACUCUACCGGGCUGCGAAGGCCAAGUCCAAGCUCCGUAUCAAGGUUACUACUCUUACUUCCCAAAACACAUCCGCAUCAACACCAGUACCAUCAGAACCCACUGUGCCUUUGGAGUCAACCAACCACACUCGUCACAGUUAUCUCGAAACGGUCCUGAGCCCUCUAGCACCUCCCAGUACCUUCCCUCUCAUCGACUCGGUCCAAGUUCCUCAUCUCACCGGUGAGAAAGAGUUGCCUCUUGGUCAACCUCGCUACCGCACCUUCGAGAUGGACCAAGAAAAGCAUCAGUUCCCGGUCAUCUCCCACACCUCGGGCAACGGGAUGUUCUGCAUUGACUGCAAUCACUGUGGUCGGUCUAUUGCAAAUGCGCAUUAUCACUGCAGCAUUUGUGAGAACGGGGACUAUGACUUGUGCCUACAGUGUGUCGGUGCUGGCGCAUCUUGCCGCGGCGAAGAUCACUGGUUGAUCAAAAGGACCGUCAAGGACGGUGUCGUCACAAACAGUACUACCGAGACUAUUGCUCCUCGUGAUCAAUCAGCACUGGAGAUCAACCCCAUGCUGCCUACUCAGAUUCAGCGCGAAGUGAUCACCAAGCCGGUGGUCCACAUCCCUGAGUCGGUCACUGAGUCAGUCCUUGAGUCGGUUCAAGAGUCAGUUCCAGAGUCGGUCCAAGAGUCAAUCCCAGAGCCAGUGGCCCCAUCGGCUUGUUUGGAUGCAGCCAUUCAGGACGAUGACAAGCCAAUGUGCAAUGGAUGCUGUCGUGAAGCCGACGAAAGCAAUCUUGUCCGCUGCAAUGACUGCGAGGACUAUGAUCUUUGCCUUCGCUGCCUGCUCCGAAAUAAGCAUGGACACCACCCCGGCCACACCUUCCACCUUGGAUCGGACCGGAACUUCUGCUUGAAGAAUCUGAUCACCUCUCGCUGCCUUCCUGGUCGGCAAUUCCGACAUGCCGCUGUCUGUGACGGCUGUGACAAGCGCAUCGUUGGUGUUCGUCACAAGUGCCUGGCCUGCCCCGAUUGGGACUUCUGCCCCGAUUGCAUCUUGACUGCUUCUGAGAACCACCCUGGUCAUCGAUUCGUGCAGGUUUACGAUUCUAUCGGUGAACCUGCUCGUGAGCAUGAAAUCCACUAUGGCAUCUUCUGUGAUGGUCCACUGUGCAAGAACAAACCUGCCCAAAGUUACAUCAACGGAGCUCGCUACAAGUGCGCUGUCUGUGAUGACACCGACUUCUGUGCGAGCUGCGAGGCCCUCCCGACCGACCACCACAACCGCACUCAUCCGCUGGUCAAGUUCAACACUCCGGUCCGCAAUGUGACUGUGAAUACCUUGGGCGACGACGGCUCGAGUGGACCAGUUGCCCUGGGUGACCAGCUUCAUGCCCCCGCUCGGCCCAUUGACCAGGCCGAGAUUGAGGAGCAGAAACCCGUCGAGGUGGAUGCUAGCAAGCCUGUGGAAAAGGUCGAGCCUCAGCCAUUCAUGAGCAAGACCAUCUCCGAGACCGAUAGCUCUGUUAUGUCGGACUACAAGGCAUUCUUUAUCCGUGAUACUAUUACCGACGGUACAAAGAUGGCCCCCAACACCAUGUUCCGCCAGACCUGGACUCUCUACAACCCUGGUCCUGCAGCAUGGCCCGUUGGCUGUGAUGUGCGCUUUGUCGGUGGAGACAAGAUGUUCAACGUCGAUGUCUGCCACCCAUCUAGCGUCGAGUCUAUUCGCUCGGCCAUGGAAAGCAACAAAUUGUUUGCCCCUGUGGAGCCUGGUGAGAGUGCCGACUUUACUGUCAAUCUUCGCUCCCCUCAGCACGAUGGCCCUGCUAUCUCCUACUGGCGUCUGAAACUCCCUAACGGUGUGGCCAUUGGCCAUCGUCUGUGGUGCGAUGUUGAGGUGCAGACCGCUUCUGUGGAAGAAGCUGACACCACCGAGACAUACCCUGCCGUGUCUGAAAUUGCCGGCAGUGGCAUGAUCUUCCCCAAGCUGGAGAAGGAAUCUCCGGAGUCAAGCACCCACGAAGCCGAGGCUCCUGCGCCCCAGGCACCGACCUUGUCGAAUUCUUCGGAAGUGGAUGUUCUAGAAGACGUCGAGAGCCUGACUCUGGACGAUGCCUCUACUGACGCCGACACUGGCUUCCUGACUGACGAAGAAUAUGACGUUCUUGACGCCAGUGAUCAGGAAUAUCUUGAAGCCAAGCAGUCCGCAAACUGA